CACAAUUAACUCAUUAUUUAUAUUAAUAUGUUGUCUUAUUUAUUUGGAGGGGGCUGCAACAUUAAUAUUAUAGUCGUAAUGAUGACUAUUGAAACUAUUGAAAUAAGAUAUUAAACGCUUAUAUUUAUUUAGCCACACAUUUUCAGUUCUUUCUCUAUAGAUAAGGGAUUAUUUUUAACACGUAUAGCCUGAUGUUCUUUGAGCAAAGGCAACCAUAACGGAUAUGAGCAUAAGUGUUUGCAUAAGUAGCCCAGCGAAUUAGCAUGUGAGUAAGCUUUUUCUUUUUCACAUUAGGUUUGUACAUUGUCUUUUCCGACACCUGCGCGAUUGUCCGUCUUCGUUCCCUGUGGCGACUUGCCAUUCUGAUGGGGCUGGUCGUCAAUGGGGCAGGGGAUGGGUGUUAAGAUCCUCCCCUCAUAAAAAGCAGGAUCACCUCCAGUCACGGCAAACCGCCUGCAACAUUUGGGGAGGAGAGCCCGAGUACGAAAGGGGGGAAUUUCCUUCAAACAGACUUUGGAGUUUGUUUUUUGGUCUUAUCUGCUGCAGCCCGCGCACCUUGUCGUAGAGACCCAAGGUGACAUCCAUGACUCUCUCCAAGGAUUAUGAGGCGACCCAGGACCGUGCAGUCCUUUACCCGGAGGAGGACGAUAUAGAUAUUAUCGGGGAGGAUGGGUCGCAUAUCACUGACAGUCUUUUGUCUUGUCCGGACCAUUCAGAGGAGAUGGUGUCGGCCGAGCGCGUCACCGACCUGGACUGCUCGGAAGUCGACUCAUCCGGGGAGAGCGAGAGCAGUUUCUGCGCCGACGCCGGGUCGUCCGGGAAACCGCAGAACAGCUCGGUCAAACCCCCGUAUUCUUACAUAGCCCUCAUCACCAUGGCGAUCCUGCAAAGCCCGCAGAAGAAGCUGACACUUAGUGGCAUCUGCGAUUUCAUAAGCAACAAAUUCCCCUACUACAAGGAGAAGUUUCCCGCCUGGCAAAACUCCAUCAGGCACAACCUGUCCCUCAACGACUGUUUCAUCAAGAUCCCCAGGGAGCCCGGAAAUCCGGGCAAGGGCAACUACUGGUCCCUGGACCCGGCUUCGGAGGACAUGUUCGACAACGGCAGCUUCCUCCGCCGAAGGAAAAGGUUUAAAAGAAACCAGCCAGAGUACGUGAAAGACGGAGUCAUGUUUUAUCCAAAUUUCAGUCUGUCGACCUAUCGACCCUGUGGGCGCCCUUACGGUGUUCAGGGCCAAGGGAGCGCGCAGGCGGCGGCCCUCAGAUACGUGCCCCUACAAGACGGGGUCGUGAUCCCUCCCUCUCCGUAUUUCAACUUCCAGGGGGUGAGCAGCGGCAAGGUCUCCGAGCCCAAGGGCUUUCAGCUGCAGCUCUGCGCGACCUCGCCGGAGCAAAAGCCCAGACAGAGCAGGUGCUCCUUCAGCAUAGACAGCAUCAUGGGAAAGACUUCGCCUAUCUGUCAGCCCGGUCUCAAGGGCCCCGAGUCGCCACCGGUCGACUAUUCACAUCUCUUCGCUAGAUCAGCGACCUGUUUGGUUCCAGCGAUGUUUUCCGGGCCCAGAACUUCAUUUUGCCCGGCUCCCUUGUUAAACACGGUCCAUUCCGCCUUGGAAGCGAUACAGAUUCCAUUCCCCCAUUGCUGAACAUUUCUUAGCCAAUUGAGAAAUGGCUCCGCGGUUUGCGUAAAUGCGUUCCAUUUACGCACGACUCCUUGUGACUUCAUCUGUGAGCUGCACGUUAUUUAUGAAUUUCAAAUAAUUAUUUCCUAUAAUAUGUGUAUGUAUAUCUCAUUGCUGUUUGAUUAUAGCUUUAAUGUAAAUAAAUAGAGUUAAUAUAUUUGUUAAUCGAUGUGUGUUGUAAAAACAGGCUUCGCCAAUAAGCAACUGAAAUGGAUAUUGUAUUUAAAGCAGUUCUUCAGUUAUGUAUGGUUUGAUCUGAUGAUAAUAAACGUUUGAUCUUAAAUACGUGUCACUUGUUAUUUUGCGUAAUAUUUGACAUUUUAAGUUGGUUUUCUAUUCUGAAUCAUUCAAACUCAUAGCGUGUAAUCGCUAAUCUGAAUAUCAAAGUAGUAACUAAUACGACCUGCAGCAACUCAUGCACACGUCUCUGAUGAUUAAAAAUCUCUUAUUUGCUGUUUUAUUUCCAAUUCAGUUAAUUUUGUCCUGCUAUUUCUUUGAAUACAAGACAGGUGGUUCUAGUUCUCAGAAAAGUGUGAAAAUUCCAGUAUUCAUAUACACACAUAGAUGCGGUUGACAUCUGAAAUUGAAUCCCAUUCAUUUGACCACACCUGAGUGAAGUGCCUCACAAUGUCGUUCUUUUGUAAUUGUUAUUAUAACGUUUGGAAAAAGAAUCCUAGAAAGUUUAUACGAGUUUCCCAAAAUGAUUUUGGCGUAUUCAAAAAAGACAAUUUUCUCAUUUUAUAAGAAACUUAAAUUGAUGAAUCUUCAUUGAAACAUUGAUCGUUGAUUUUAAAAGGUAAAUGGCAUAUAAAGUUUUUAUUUUACUUACUGUUCAAAUGAGUGAAAAACUUGCGGUCAGCAUGAAUUCACGCUAAAUAAUUACGCCACCGUGUGGUCCGUUGUGAGUGCAAACAACAAGUGAAAUUGUUUUCUUUUCAGUGUUAUGUUUAAAUGAUUGAUAAUUAUCUUAUAUUAGUGAUAUUGUUUGUACUGUACUGCCUGUGUAUCUACUGUGAUGACGUCAUCUGUCACUCUGGUCCUAUGAAAUUCAUGUUGUAAUAGCGUCUUAUGGCUCAUGUCUGUGCUAUCAACCAACUUUUCGCUACUGUACUUGUCAUUUGGGGUUCUUGAUCAAUUAAAUCACAUUUCAUAAUUGUGCGUACUGGAAAAUAAAUGUGGUAUUUGUGAGUCACUUGGUAUUUUUUUAUUUCUAUUAAAAGGUACAGCACCGGUGAUACAUGUGCAUUGAUAUACAGUGAUGGUGGGGUGGACAGAUGUAGUAUAAUUAUGUAUUUAACAGAUCAUGUUUCAUUCAUGUAUUUAUUGUAUUGAAAUGAAUUUGCAUGUUUUAUUUGUUUGUCAUCGAAUCAUAAACAACAGUUAA
Molecule: messenger RNA, 3062 nt
Organism: Conger conger (European conger)
Lineage: Eukaryota; Metazoa; Chordata; Actinopteri; Anguilliformes; Congridae
Gene: foxd5
Product: forkhead box D5
Exons: 1
Coding region: 584-1642 (352 amino acids)
Biological process (GO): cell differentiation; regulation of transcription by RNA polymerase II; anatomical structure morphogenesis
Molecular function (GO): RNA polymerase II cis-regulatory region sequence-specific DNA binding; DNA-binding transcription factor activity, RNA polymerase II-specific
Source: RefSeq, a predicted model, not a curated record